Messenger RNA from Entamoeba invadens IP1, 1938 nucleotides. RefSeq lists its product as hypothetical. The record is from RefSeq and is a predicted model, not a curated record. Lineage: Eukaryota; Evosea; Mastigamoebida; Endamoebidae. Bases 1 to 1938 code for a protein of 645 amino acids. The transcript has a single exon. Gene Ontology annotation, cellular component: membrane.
AUGUUUAAUGUACAAACUGUAAUUGUAUUACUCUUAUGUGGUCCUGUUUUUUCUUUGGAAAAUGGAACAAAACAUGCUUCUAACAACAAAGACGAUAUUUCAAGAAAACGUUCUGUCCACCCGGUGCUCUUUUCUGCAUCCAAAGCAAAGGGGUUUCUUAAUUUUUGUGAAGAAAAUGAUGGGUUUGACAUAUCGAGAGAUCUUAAACGAGAAUGCUUUUACAAGCCGUAUAUAGAAAGUAUGGUCAUACCAUCCAGUUUUAUUAUAAUAUCCAUUGUAAUUGGUGUGAUAACGGUAUUUGUCACUUCGUGUGUGUAUUGUUGUUGUAAUUCGUGUUGUCAUAUUAAAUGUGUUUGUUGUAGUACAAAGCCAUCCAAGCCAUAUGAAAAGAGGUCGUGGUUGAAUGGCAUGAUAGUGGCACUUGUUAUUGUAAUACUUCUUAUUCCAUUUUUGGUAGUUGGCGUUGUGGGCAAUAAAGGGUUUGGGGCUGCACUUGACAACAUUUCACAUAUAUUCUUUGACUCAUUUGAUUAUGUUGUAGAUGUGUAUCAUGAGUGUUAUUCAGUAUUAAAUAGAAUCGAUUUAACUCCAUUUAAAAAUAUAACGUCGUUUGAUCCCGCUGUGUUAAAUGAGACUCUUGAGGCUGUUGGCAAAGUUGAUAACACCAUUAAUAGUGUUAACACUUUUGUGAGUCACAUCCACAAAUUUGUUGAUUGGGGGGUUUCGUUUAGAGAAAUUAUAGUGGACUUUACUUUAAUUAUAACAGUAGUACCACUCUUCUUGUACUUCUUUGGCGCGUUUUUUCGAUUACACUUCUUUGUGGCUGUCAUUUUUCCAUUUGCUGUUAUUUUUGCGUGUAUUUCAAUGUCGUACGUUGCAGUAGAGUACCCCGCAGUGACUUUAGUUUCAGACUUGUGCGUAUUCUCAAUAAACGAAUACAACAAGACGGUGAACACGAAUAAGACUGAACUUAACUUCUUAGACAACCUAAUCAACAUCUUUAGUGAUUGUCAAAACUCGGAACUGGACAAACUGUUUGAUGAAAUUCAACGAGUACAAAAGGUUAUUGUAAAAGACACAUUGGAGAUGUAUAAUCAGAUAUGUAUAGAGGGUAUCCAAAAUUCAACUAAAAUAACGCGAUUUGAUGGCGAAAAUUAUAACAAAUGUACUGGUGUAUUGAACAACACAUUGUGUGUCAAAAAAGUGAAUAAAACAGCAAAUAUGGAAAGUUUUGUGAAUUGUCCGCCACUCCCAGGGUACGAGACUGCAACAAUCAGUGAUGUGAUUAAGACACUCAAUAACAUCUCAAUUUCAAAUUUCAAAUUCUACUUUUUGAAGAAAACGAAUAACAACUUUGAUACAGUAAGGUGUGAAAAUAGUGUUUGGGGAGUCGCCAAUUUACAUGAUUUUACACAGACGAAUAUUGUCUGCGAUUGGAAAGGAAAUUAUUCAGUCAAAUGGUGUAUGAACAACUGUGUUGAUCCUUUAAAGUCAACUUCUGCGACAAUCGAACUGUUGGUUGAUGUCUCAACCAUUCUUGCUGAUGUUGUUUAUAUCAUCAGCGAAAAGGUGCUCCCCAUGUUGAGUUGUGACAAUGUCAAUUCACUUGCGAAACAAUUGAAAGUAAAUGCGUGUUACAACUUAAUUGAAGAAGAAAAGCCUUUGAUUGCAGGUUUAAUUGGGCACGCAAUCAUAUUGCUUCUACUCUACGUAGUGACUCUUUUUCUUAUCAAAAGGUUCGAUAGGAACAAUUACAAGAAUGAAAGAAUAACAUCUGAUGAUGGGACAAAUGAAACUGAAAUUGAAAUGGAAGAAAUAAAUGAAAAUUCUAGUGAGUUAGUGGCAGUUGAGAAGAGUGUCAUGCUUUCUGAAAAUGUCAAGAAAAAUGACACCGAGAAAUCAGUUGAAGAAAACAAAGAAGAUCCCAUCGAGUUAUGA